Molecule: messenger RNA, 2937 nt
Organism: Tachyglossus aculeatus (Australian echidna)
Lineage: Eukaryota; Metazoa; Chordata; Mammalia; Monotremata; Tachyglossidae
Gene: GPBP1
Product: GC-rich promoter binding protein 1
Exons: 12
Coding region: 1009-2427 (472 amino acids)
Biological process (GO): DNA-templated transcription; positive regulation of DNA-templated transcription
Cellular component (GO): nucleus
Molecular function (GO): DNA binding; RNA binding
Source: RefSeq, a predicted model, not a curated record
AGGGAGGAAGGGAGCGAGGCGCGCGCGGAAGGUUAUCUUGUGUGAAACGCUCUGCUAAUUUGGAGUGAAUUUCUCACGAUCACGAUGGCCCUGCUCGGUUUCUGACCCAGAAGUUCACUAGAAAUGUCAAGAAACAUCUUAGGAGGGAUUUGAAACGGUGGACAUUUCAACACUACCGCAGAAAUUCAGGCACCUUUUCUUCAAUACGUUUUGCUUCUUAAUGGAUUGUGUAACAGGUUAAAGUAGUUCAGUUGUGCAGAAUUUUGCUGGUUUUUUUUUUCCUCCAAGUUAAUACUGUCACACGACCCGUAAAAUGUUUGAUUUGUGAUUUCAGUAGUUUAAACAGUUCCAAAGUACUGUUUAAAUAUCACCAAAAUUUCGUGGCAGAUAUUUUUACGUAUAUAUCUUAGGUAUUUUGAUGUCUGUCCUCGUUUUGCAAUGGGAUCUCGUUUCUAAAUGAAGAGAUCUUAGAUCUCAGUGUUUUCUUUUUCCUCCUCUCUCUCAUUUCAGUGCAUUGAAAAUGUUGCUGUUAAUCAGCAAUGUGGUGGUAUUGAGAUAGCUCUUACUGUUUCUCUGUAUAUAUGCUGAUGCUUAGGAAUGCCCUUCAAUUCCGAUGUGAAAUUUUUUUUGCUUUUGCUUUUUGUGUCAUAAAACGGAUAUUUAUUUCACCUGGAGUGGAUGCUCGCCAUAGUGACAUGUACGAGGAAUAAAAAAGAAGAGCGACUCUGGAAGAUUUCGCAUUCUUAGCUCUGGAAUUAGCUUUAUAAAUCCUGUAGAACAAAUGGAUGGGUAGCUGACUUCAAGUAACUCUAUGUCAAAUAGCCACAGGUCAAGUACCUUCCUGGAACUUGGAUAUUACUACAAAGGAUACAAAAUAAACAAUCAAACUGGAAAACACAGAAGAUUACAGAGGAAAAACUAACACCUUCCUGUGCAGUCCCAUUGGAUGUUGGACUUGCCAUGAGGUGUUGAAGCCUUGUUUCCCCGAGUUGGAGAGACUGGACCUAAAUGGCGCAGCAUGACUUUGCUCCAGCCUGGCUUAAUUUUCCUACUCCACCAUCAUCAACAAAGUCAUCGCUGAAUUUUGAAAAGCAUUCUGAAAACUUUCCGUGGGCAGAGAAUCGCUAUGAUGUUAAUCGUAGACGGCACAACUCUUCAGAUGGCUUUGAUUCUGGUGUUGGACGUCCCAAUGGAGGUAAUUUUGGAAGGAAAGAAAAAAAUAGUUGGCGGACACAUGGCAGAAAUGGUACUGAAAACGUAAACCACAGAGGAGGCUACCAUGGUGGAAGUUCCCGUUCUCGUAGCAGCACUUUCCACUCUGGAAAAAACCAAGGAUUGCACGAAAACAACGCCCCCAAUAAUGAAACUGAGAAAAAGGAAGAUAAGGAAGAACGCAAAAAAUUUGAGGCCGAGGAUUUUCCAUCUUUAAAUCCUGAAUAUGAACGAGAACCAAACCAGAAUAAAUCUUUAGCGGCAGGUGUGUGGGAAUAUCCUCUGAAUCCUAAAUCCAGAGCUCCAAGAAUGCUCGUCAUUAAGAAAGGGAGUACAAAAGACUUGCAGAUAUCUGGAUUCCCGGUAGGAGGAAAUCUUCACUCUCAGCCAGUUAAGAAUGGGACUGGCCCAAGUGUUUAUAAGGGCUUAGUCCCUAAGCCUGCCGCUCCCCCUUCAAAGCCUAUACAGUGGAAAAGCCAAACUAAAGAAAAUAAGCUUGGCACUCCUUUUUCUCACGAGUCAGCCUAUGGCAUUGGCAAUUUUAAUUCUUUCAAGUCAACAGCCAAGAAUUUUAGUGUAUCACCAAAUUCUGUGAAGGAGUGCAAUCGCUCAAAUUCCUCUUCUCCUGUUGACAAACUUGGUCCGCCUCGUCUAACCAAACUGACUCGAAUGCGUACUGAUAAGAAGAGCGAGUUCUUGAAAGCAUUGAAAAGGGACAGAGUGGAGGAGGAGCACGAAGAUGGAAGUCACGUUGGACAGGAGAAGGAUGACGAGUCAUUUAAUUUGCAUAACAGCAACAAUCCUCACCACGAGAGAGACAUAAACCGAAACUUUGAUGAAAGUGAAAUUCCUCAAGAAAAUGGGAAUGCUUCAGUGAUUUCCCAACAGAUCAUUCGGUCGUCCACCUUCCCUCCAGCAGAUAUACUUUCAAGUUCACUCGAGGCAGAGCACAGGUUGUUAAAGGAGAUGGGUUGGCAGGAAGACGGUGAGAAUGAUGAAACAUGUGCACCACUUACUGAAGAUGAAAUGAGGGAGUUCCAGGUCAUUAGUGAACAGCUGCAAAAAAAUGGCCUCCGAAAAAAUGGCAUUUUGAAAAAUGGCCUGAUCUGUGACUUCAAAUUCGGACCGUGGAAAAACAGCACUUUCAAACCCACUAUUGAGAAUGAUGACACAGAGACAAGCAGCAGCGACACAUCCGACGACGACGACGUGUGACUUCCCUCACAGCUUUAGAAGCGUUAGCGUGAUACAUCUCAUACCGUUCGGGGGUGAAUUGUAAAAACGAAGAACUCUCAUUUAUGUAGUAAAAUGCCCCGUUAGAAGAAGAUUCUUUGGGGACUUCUUUACGAAGAGAACCAAGAAUGUUGUGUUGGGCCGUGUUGAACAUUACUAUAAUUUCUUUGUAAAUGAAUGUUGUAGAAAUGAGGACUUUGGUUGACUCUCUUCAUCACUGCAGCAUUUCUCUGACUAGCAAUGUGACGAUGUAACAAAUGAGAUUGUUUCUCAUUUAAUAAAAAAUGUGUCAUGUUUUGCAAAGCUUCCGUCUUAAAAUGUCGAGGUCUUUCAGCAAAAAAGGGCAACUUAACAAACACUGUUUCGCUUGCAGUCAUAUUUCUUUCUUACAAUGAAAAUCCUCAAGGCCACUUUGUACGCUAAAAAAUGGACAAUGUAGCAUGUUGGCUAAAAUUGGAGCAAGUGCACUAAAACUUUUUUUUCCUCAACUGA